Messenger RNA from Clonostachys rhizophaga, 915 nucleotides. The record is from the annotation of a GenBank genome assembly. NCBI's taxonomy places the organism in Eukaryota, Fungi, Ascomycota, Sordariomycetes, Hypocreales, Bionectriaceae.
AUGUAUGUCUCCUUCUUUCGCGUUGUCGCCUUUGGGCUCCUCAGCUGCAAUGUCCUCGCUGCCCCCUCAGCGCCACAGCCCAGUCGCGCCUCCCGGCCUCUGAUCGACUUCAUAGAAGGGUACUUCACCGCUAAGAACCUGCAUGAGCCAGAGGCUUGGACACACCAUUUCCAUCCUACCGAGGGGACAUACGGAGACGUCGGCCUCGGCAAUCUCUUCUCCCAACCGGAGCUAUCGCCUGUUAUCAGGACUUUCGUGAGUGCUUGGGGACCUGAUUCAAGAUCGUAUCCCCUGCGCAUCGUGGGUGACAACAACAGUGCCCUGCUGUACAUGAUUGACACGCCGGACAUGUUCGGCGACGAGCUUCGCAUCCUUGUGGCCUUGGACUUUAAAGACGGCUUGAUCGUGCGGGAGGUGGAUUACUGGGAUCCUCGCCGGAACACCGCAGCUGAAGCGAAUAGGGUGCCACUGGAGCAGUAUCCGACUGACUUCGCCUCGGCCCUAUCCUCCAACACGACCAAUGCCACCCUUCGGAAGGUUGUAACCCAGUUUUCGUCGGCACUGUCGAACGGAGACUACGAGUCCGCUGUUUCUCUGCUGGCACCAGACGUCGUGCUCGAAGACUUCUCCCUGCGUGCCAGAAUCGACGGUCGACUAUCCGUUGAAAAGUACUUGAAGCGGGCCGUGGCCUCGUUCCCGUACGGCACUGGCUCCGUCGUAAAUCAUAUCGUGGGCAACGAAGAUGGCGGUGCUUACGAGUGGGCUGGCACACCGGAGGCUGCUGGCCGUAACGGGAUAACUGCCAUUGAACUCGACGAAGAUCAUCUCAUCACUCGGCUCACUAUCAUAUGGGAUACUUUCAAUGCUAGUAACAGCACUAUGCAGUCGUUGGUCAGACUUUCUAUUGAGCCGUAA